Messenger RNA from Pichia kudriavzevii, 1164 nucleotides. RefSeq lists its product as uncharacterized. Lineage: Eukaryota; Fungi; Ascomycota; Pichiomycetes; Pichiales; Pichiaceae. The transcript has a single exon. Gene Ontology annotation, biological process: cellular response to oxidative stress; osmosensory signaling pathway; stress-activated MAPK cascade. Gene Ontology annotation, molecular function: ATP binding; MAP kinase activity. Gene Ontology annotation, cellular component: nucleus; cytoplasm. The record is from RefSeq and is a predicted model, not a curated record. Bases 1 to 1164 code for a protein of 387 amino acids.
AUGUCUACCGACCAAGAUUUUGUGCGUUCGAAUAUUUUUGGUACUGUCUUUGAGACAACAACUCGAUACUCUGAUUUAAAUCCAAUUGGAAUGGGCGCAUUUGGACUAGUUUGUUCUGCUAAGGAUAAACUAACAAAUCAAAAUGUUGCAAUUAAAAAAGUGAUGAAACCUUUUUCCACUCCGGUGUUGGCGAAAAGGACUUAUAGAGAGCUAAAAUUGUUAAAUCAUUUAAGACACGAAAACCUUAUAUCAUUGGAGGAUAUCUUUUUAUCACCAUUAGAAGAUAUUUAUUUUGUUACAGAUUUACAAGGUACGGAUUUACAUAGAUUGCUGACCUCCAGACCAUUGGAAAAACAGUUUGUUCAAUAUUUUCUCUACCAGAUUUUACGUGGUUUAAAGUAUGUUCAUUCAGCUGGUGUUAUUCAUAGAGAUUUAAAGCCUUCAAACAUUUUGGUUAACGAAAACUGUGAUUUGAAGAUUUGCGACUUUGGUUUAGCUCGUGUUCAGGACCCUCAAAUGACAGGCUAUGUCUCAACAAGAUAUUACAGAGCUCCCGAGAUUAUGCUAACUUGGCAAAAAUACGAUACCGAGGUUGAUAUUUGGUCUGUUGGCUGUAUCUUUGCUGAAAUGAUAGAGGGCAAGCCAUUGUUCCCAGGUAAGGAUCAUGUUCAUCAGUUUUCUAUUAUUACUGAAUUAUUGGGAUCUCCACCACCAGAUGUUAUCGAUACAAUUUGUUCUGAGAAUACGUUGAAGUUUGUCCAGUCAUUACCGCACAAGGAAGCAGUGCCUUUUACCGAACGAUUCAAAGGUGUCGACCCUGAUGCAAUUGACUUGUUAUCUAAAAUGUUGGUUUUUGAUCCAAGAAAAAGGAUCACGGCGGCGGAAGCAUUGGCACAUCCUUAUUUAGCUCCAUAUCAUGAUCCAAGUGAUGAGCCGGUCAGUGAGGAGAAAUUCGAUUGGUCUUUCAACAAUGCUGACUUGCCAAUCGAAAACUGGAAAAUUAUGAUGUAUUCUGAAAUUCUAGACUUCCAUGAAAUUGAAGGUGCUGGUACUUUUGACAAUGCCAACCUACAGCAAUAUGAAAACCACAUAUUAGAGCAACAACAAAUACAGGGUCAAAAUAAUAUCAAUCAGCACCACGAGCACCAACAACAACAGCAAUAA